CCCCCAAGCUGGCCCAGGCCACCUCGUCGUCCUCGUCCACCUCGGCGGCGGCCGCUUCCUCCUCGUCCUCGUCCACCUCCACCUCCAUGGCCGUCGCUGUGGCCUCGGGCUCUGCGCCUCCGGGCGGCCCGGGGCCAGGCCGCACCCCCGCCCCCGUGCAGAUGAACCUGUACGCCACCUGGGAGGUGGACCGGAGCUCGUCCAGCUGCGUGCCCAGGCUGUUCAGCCUGACCCUGAAGAAACUCGUCAUGCUGAAAGAAAUGGAUAAAGAUCUUAACUCAGUGGUCAUUGCUGUGAAGCUACAGGGUUCGAAAAGGAUUCUUCGCUCCAAUGAGAUCCUCCUUCCAGCUAGUGGGCUGGUGGAAACAGAGCUCCAGUUAACCUUCUCUCUUCAGUACCCUCAUUUCCUGAAGCGAGAUGCCAACAAGCUGCAGAUCAUGUUGCAAAGGAGAAAGCGUUACAAGAACCGGACCAUCUUAGGCUAUAAGACCCUGGCCGUGGGACUCAUCAACAUGGCAGAGGUGAUGCAGCACCCGAACGAGGGCGCGCUGGUGCUGGGCCUGCACAGCAACGCCAAGGACGUGUCCGUGCCCGUGGCGGAGAUAAAGAUCUACUCCCUUUCCAGCCAGCCCAUCGACCACGAAGGAAUCAAAUCCAAGCUGUCUGAUCGCUCUCCUGAUAUCGACAAUUAUUCCGAGGAAGAGGAGGAGAGCUUCUCCUCAGAGCAGGAGGGCAGCGACGACCCACUGCACGGACAGGACCUGUUCUACGAGGAUGAGGAUCUGCGGAAAGUGAAGAAGACCCGGAGGAAGCUCACCUCGACCUCUGCCAUCACCAGGGUAGAAGGCACCAGUCGGCAGCAUGGAUCUGAAGGACGAGAGAAAGCGCAACCUAACAUCAAGCAGAAGUUCGUGGCCCUCCUGAAGCGGUUCAAAGUUUCCGAUGAGGUGGGCUUCGGGCUGGAACAUGUGUCCCGUGAGCAGAUUCGAGAGGUGGAGGAGGACCUGGACGAACUGUAUGAUAGUCUGGAGAUGUACAACCCCAGCGACAGUGGCCCUGAAAUGGAGGAGACGGAGAGCAUCCUUAGCACUCCAAAGCCCAAGCUCAAGCCCUUCUUUGAGGGGAUGUCGCAGUCCAGCUCACAGACGGAGAUUGGCAGCCUCAACAGCAAGGGCAGCCUCGGCAAAGACACCACCAACCCUAUGGAAUUGGCUGCUCUAGAAAAAGUCAAAUCUGCUUGGAUUAAAAAUCAAGAUGACAGCUUGACUGAAACAGACACUCUGGAGAUCACCGACCAGGACAUGUUUGGAGAUGGCAGCACAAGUCUGGUUGUGCCAGAGAAAGUCAAAACUCCCAUGAAGUCUAGCAAAACGGAUCUCCAAGGCUCUGCCUCGCCCAGCAAGAUGGAUGGGGCGCACACCCCCCGGCAGAAGCGGAGCACGCCCCUGAAGGAGCGGCAGCUCUCCAAGCCCCUGAGCGAGAGGACCAACAGCUCGGACAGCGAGCGCUCGCCCGACCUGGGCCACAGCGCGCAGAUUCCGAGAAAGGUGGUAUAUGACCAACUGAAUCAGAUCCUGGUCUCAGACGCAGCCCUCCCAGAAAACGUCAUUCUUGUGAACACCACUGAUUGGCAGGGCCAGUAUGUGGCGGAGCUGCUCCAAGACCAGCGGAAGCCUGUCGUGUGCACCUGCUCCACCGUGGAGGUCCAGGCCGUGCUGUCCGCCCUGCUCACCCGUAUCCAGCGCUACUGCAACUGCAACUCUUCCAUGCCAAGGCCAGUGAAGGUGGCAGCAUUGGGCGGCCAGACAUACCUGAGCUCUAUCCUCCGGUUCUUCGUCAAGUCGCUGGCCAGCAAAACCUCCGACUGGCUUGGCUAUAUGCGCUUCCUCAUCAUCCCCCUAGGUUCUCACCCUGUGGCCAAAUAUUUGGGCUCCGUCGACAGUAGAUACAGCAGCACCUUCCUUGAUUCUGGCUGGAGAGACCUGUUCAGCCGCUCGGAGCCCCCAGUGUCAGAGCAACUGGACGUGGUGGGUCGGGUGAUGCAGUAUGUCAAUGGGGCGGGCGUGACACACCAGCUUCCUGUGGCCGAAGCCAUGCUGACCUGCAGGCAUAAGUUCCCUGAUGAAGAUUCGUAUCAGAAGUUCAUUCCCUUCAUUGGCGUGGUGAAGGUGGGUCUGGUCGAAGACUCUCCUUCCGCUACAGGUGAUGGAGACGACUCGCCUGUGGUCAGCCUUACCGUGCCCUCCACAUCACCGCCUUCCAGCUCGGGACUGAGUCGAGAUGCCAUGGCCACCCCACCCUCCUCCCCGUCCAUGAGCAGUGCCCUCGCCGUUGUGGGGAGCCCCAGCAGUCCAUAUGGGGACGUGAUUGGCCUCCAGGUGGACUACUGGCUAGGCCACCCUGGGGAGCGGAGGAGGGAAGGUGACAAGAGAGAUACCAGCUCCAAGAACACCCUCAAGAGCGUCUUCCGCUCAGUGCAGGUUUCCCGCCUGCCCCAUGGUGGGGAGGCUCAGCUUUCCGGCACCAUGGCAAUGACCGUGGUCACCAAAGAGAAGAACAAGAAAGUUCCCACCAUCUUCCUGAGCAAGAAACCUCGAGAAAAGGAGGUGGAUUCUAAGAGCCAGGUCAUCGAAGGCAUCAGCCGCCUCAUCUGCUCUGCCAAGCAGCAGCAGACCAUGCUGAGAGUGUCCAUCGAUGGAGUCGAGUGGAGUGACAUCAAGUUCUUCCAGCUAGCGGCCCAGUGGCCCACCCAUGUCAAGCACUUUCCAGUGGGACUGUUCAGUGGCAGCAAGGCCACCUGAGGGCACUGUCUCCUGGCCACUCUCCCUCCUGGCACUGCCACCAGCCUCACCGCCUGCAGGCAGGGGGAGGCCAGCAGGCCCGGGCCCAGCAUCCCCUUUCCUGGCCCUGGGGCCUGCAUCUCCCUUGCCCAGUCCUGAAGGACACUGCCACUGGGGACACGUCCCCUCCUCCCCACUGCUCAGUCCCCUCACUGGGCAGCCCCCUCCCUCCUGAUCCAGGCGUGGGGCAUGUUGAUCUUGUCUUCUGGCACCAGUCCCUGGAAUUGAGUCCUCCGGGCCUUCCUUCACCUGACUUCCAACCUCUUUCUCCCACGUGGCACUGGUUCCCUUCCUGGAAAUGGGAAAGCUGGAAUCCUGGCCCGCAGCGGGAAGUCCAGCCCUCCCCCUCCCGUUUUCUACAGCCCACAGGACCCCUCCGCUCCACAGUCACAGGGGCAGCUCCCGCCCCCAGGACAGAGUUUGUGUCCAUGCUGUGUAUUUCUAUGACAGAGGGGUCUUCUUGGUCUCUCCCACGCGAGACUUCCUGACCACCCCCAGGUCCCCUGUAGAUGUGUGUCCCGAGCGUUUCAUUGGUUCUCUGCACGGCCAGGCUCUCAAUAGUUCCAUGUGACGCGUCUGGGCAUCGGUCCCUGUCCUUGUGGCUCCCCCUUGUUAUUGAUUCCCCUCCCUCUGCCUCCCAGCCCUCUACCCAGCACAGUCUGCCUGUUCCUGAAACUCUGGACUCAGGAGAGAUGGGAGACAGACCUCCACCAGUAUAUCGUCUGUGGCCCCCCAGCCCCCUCACCCCGCUGUUCCCACCACGUCCACUCGUCUCCUUCUCCCUGGUCUGUUCUGCCCCUCCUCGCUCCUGGGCCCCGGAGUCCAGUCGCCCUCCUGCAGGCGCCAUUCCCUUCCUUCACCACGGACUUGGGGGUCUGAGCCCCUCCUCAGCCUUGACCAUCAGCCUUCUCAGGAGAGGCUAAGCACACUGGGUCAGGAUCCUAGCUGCAGCCCUCCUCCCGCCAGCACCUCCAGAAAUUUCCGUUGCCCUUUCACCCCUUCUAGAAGUUUUGCACAGAACUUCAUUUUGAAAAGUAUCUUUCUCAUUCUCCAUCCUUCCUCCAAACUCCCAGUUCUCACCCACGGCUCGGCCCUGCUGUCCAGAGCAUCUCGGGGCUGGGCUACCGUCCCGGCCGCAGAGAGGGGUGGAGUGGGAGGGGCUGAGUGGAUGCUGGAUUUUUCAUUCAAUAAACCGGUGAUUUCUUACCAACCAG
Pteropus alecto (black flying fox) is the source of this 4054-nucleotide messenger RNA. It is a transcript of the gene PACS1, whose product is annotated as phosphofurin acidic cluster sorting protein 1. The coding region runs from base 87 to 2801 and encodes 904 amino acids. Gene Ontology annotation, biological process: protein localization to plasma membrane. Lineage: Eukaryota; Metazoa; Chordata; Mammalia; Chiroptera; Pteropodidae. The record is from RefSeq and is a predicted model, not a curated record. Gene Ontology annotation, molecular function: transmembrane transporter binding. The transcript has 25 exons.